ACGCAUUUGUCAUACGAAAAAAUUUCACUCUGACUUAUAAAAUAACCCCCCUCCUUGGACUCGCCCUUUUUUUUUUCUCUUUCUCCCAGAAAUGCCUUCCAUUGUACCCUUCUUUACGGGAGCAAAGCAGCUUACAAUUGAUCUAGCAGAACCUGUCAUUUAUCUUAGAGGCACUGCACAUGAUCGUUCGACACAAGUACUUCAAGGGGAAGUUAGCGUUGUCUUGACUAAACCAACACUUGCAUCACAAGUUGUCAUUCGAUUUGUUGGAAAAUCAUAUAUGUUAUGGCCGGAAGGCAUUGGAUCAAGAGGUUCUAAAGUAUAUCAUGAAAAGAUCAUUCAUGAACAAAACGUCAUUUUACAAUCAUUCCCUGAAAAUCCUAAAUCAGAAGGUGUUCUAGACGCUGGCCUUCACCGCUGGCCUUUUCAAUUUUUAAUCUCCAAUCAGCUGGUAGAGACCAUCGAAGAUGAACUCGGCAAGGUCUUUUAUUAUUUGACAGCCACUAUUCAUCGAGUAGGCGUGGCUGCAACUAAGCUUCGAGCUAGACGAGAUAUUCUUCUCUUGCGUACACCACAUUGGUCUGAUGCUGCACUCACAGCCAACUCGCUUCCAUCCACCUCAAUCACGUCCGAACGAAGAUUAGACGUCUGCGAUGCGUCCAUCUGUAUUGAAAAAUCCAGUUGCUCAUCCGGUACUCAAUUCCCCAUCAGCAUCUCCAUUUCACCCAAUAUCAAACAUGUCUGUAUUGAAUCCAUUUCGGUUCUCUUGACCGAAAAGCGAGUCUAUAAACUGCCCGAGUUCCAGGCCCGUCGUGUCGAAUUACAUGAUUUCAAGGUGACACUAUCCUCAGUCACGAGCUUGAUCGAUCCAACACUGACACAUGGCAUCGUUUCUCAGCUGUCAUUGAAGGAAAUUCAUCGAGCAUUAGGCGUGAAGAACGCACAUAUCUCUUUGGAUGAUGGACCUUUUCAGAAUCGACUGAUCUUUACCUUGCCAUCCUGCGUUCAUCUCAGUCAUGAUUCGACUUAUAGUGAGAUUCAUAUCAGCCAUACACUCAAGAUCCAUAUAGAACUUACUUCCCCUGCCUUUGAUGGUCAAGACACUGCACGUACCCAUAUUAGAUUAGAUACGCCUAUUACUAUCCUUGACUGUAGACUAAAAGAAGAUUAUAAUACCCUACCAACCUAUGAAGAAGCCGUUUUAUCCCCCUUGAUUGAUGAAGAAGACGAACCUUGUAAACCAUCAGGAUUCUUCAUCUGCCCCUGUUAUCUUGAAUAUAAAAAGAAGAGCAAAUGUAGCAAAAGGGACUGGAUGAAGCUCAGGAGUGAACAACAUGAGACUUCCGAUGUAUAUUACCAUCAAUAUGAUAACUCGACUCCACCUCCAUCUUAUGAAGACAUUGAAUAUAAGCGAUAAUCACAUACACAUUUACAUAUUAUACACACAUCUACAUAUUAUAUACACCUUGUAUUAAUUGCAUUAUAAAAAUUAUUGCCUACACUUUAUACUUAAUAAAAU
Rhizopus microsporus ATCC 52813 is the source of this 1519-nucleotide messenger RNA. RefSeq lists its product as uncharacterized. Gene Ontology annotation, biological process: ubiquitin-dependent endocytosis. Lineage: Eukaryota; Fungi; Mucoromycota; Mucoromycetes; Mucorales; Rhizopodaceae. Gene Ontology annotation, molecular function: ubiquitin protein ligase binding; protein-macromolecule adaptor activity. The transcript is spliced from 2 exons. The record is from RefSeq and is a predicted model, not a curated record. Gene Ontology annotation, cellular component: cytosol; cytoplasm; plasma membrane. Bases 92 to 1417 code for a protein of 441 amino acids.